Messenger RNA from Puntigrus tetrazona (Sumatra barb), 3435 nucleotides. RefSeq names its product TNF superfamily member 14 (gene tnfsf14a). Gene Ontology annotation, cellular component: membrane. The record is from RefSeq and is a predicted model, not a curated record. Gene Ontology annotation, molecular function: tumor necrosis factor receptor binding. Gene Ontology annotation, biological process: immune response. The coding region runs from base 2422 to 3126 and encodes 234 amino acids. NCBI's taxonomy places the organism in Eukaryota, Metazoa, Chordata, Actinopteri, Cypriniformes, Cyprinidae. The transcript has 4 exons.
UAACUUUGUUAUAGGGGAAAACAUAAAUGCAGUGUAACCAUGAGAGAACCAGUCAUUUGGAACGUUUUUCUGAAGACUGUAUAGUGUUCAAUAUAUCUACCAACUAACCAAUUUAUAAAUAAUAUUUCAAGGAGUGUCAUCCAUGUGUGCCCUCUAAAACUUUCAUCUAAACCGAGCAUUUUUAUGUUUAGGCUCAGGCCAUUAUCUAUGCAAUUAAAAUGAAAUAUCAGACCAUAAAUAUAGGAGCCUGACAAAAAUGCUCAUCUUAGAAGAAACUUUUAAACAGCACUUUUGCAUCUGAAUUCUUCAAAUGUUAUUGCAAUUGUUGUUUAGUUUCAUCUAACCUGAUCAACAGUCACCCCAGAAACUAAUUUGGAUGAUUAUACUAUUUCUGAUACCAUAGGCUAUGCUUGCUUGGCUUUGUAGUUGGCUUAUGUAUUUUUUUUCGCCACGCUUUUUUCCCCAGACUUUUGUUCGACUUUGAAACAAAAUGAAGAUAUUUGUAAUAUUCUCUGGUAACGUUUGUCCAUCCUUUGAAAGGCAACACGCCCAAAAUUUUUCUGAAGCAUGACUACAUUCAGUUUCACAGUCUUGUGAAUAGGGUCUAUGGAGGACAGAAAUGUCUAGACUUCGGCGCUGGUCCAUCGAGCUGUUUGUCAUGUUCAUGGAUUUCCUUUUUGGUUCGGUUUAGUUUGGUUCAGAAAGUAAAGGACGGGUUCGGAAAGAGUCGGUUCGGACUGGACAGGACAGGAAAAGAAAUUAAAAGGAAAGGACGUGUGGCCAAGUAUAGUAUAUGCCAUACCUAGAAUUUUUGCUUUGCAUUUCAUCACACAGUAGUGAGUAGUUAAUAAACACACACACACACACACACACACACACACACACACACACACACACACCCCAGAGCAAUGAGCAGCCAGUUGGAGCUUGGGUGCAUUGCUUCUCCACCUUCUCCACCUAUGGCUGAGGCUUCUGGUUCAAUAGCCGCUAUCUGUGAAGAAUAACAGUAAAGGGUAAAACUGCACUACUAACAAGUGUGUUCAUAAUUAAGUUAAUGCAUUAAAAUAAUCCAAUUUUUAAUAUCAAGCAGCAAAGCAAAAAUAGCUGGACGCGGAUGAGACUGGAAGCUGGAGCCAUAGAAUUUACAAAUGGACAGACUCAUUUUUACAUCAAGAAAAAGCUGUAUAGAUCUCACCUUAGUCUUGGUAUUGAGGGUGGAAGAGAGAGCCGGCCAUUCACGACAAUUCCUGCCAAUAUUGAGACGCAAACCUGCAACAAUUAAAUUGCAGAUCUCACUCUCUAACCGUUACGCCACAAAUAGUACGAUAGUCUGAAGAUGCCAAAAAGUGUGUACGAACCAAUAGUUAUAGGUCUAAAGCGACUAAGCAAGUAAACAAAUAUAAUGAUUUUAAUGUUGCAGCUUUAAUAAAAACAUUUGUAAUAAAGAAACUGAAAAACGAUUUGAAAUGGUAACGAAACAAUUAUUUUUAUGGUUUGUAUAGCCGCAGUCUCUUUCUCUCUUUGAAUGAUAAGUACAGACUACUGCCCCCUUUAGGUAUGGAGAGUUAUUUCCUCUCACGCAGAUGCAGAACGUACAUUCUAGCUGACCUUUGCAUGCAGUCUUUGACAUGUGUUCAAGUGCAUUUUUUUUUUUUUUACCCAGAUGCAGGUGACAACACAGUCAGCGUUCUUCACCUCUAGCUCUUUGAUUUCUGUUUCAUGUGUCACGAGCUAAGGCAUGAAGUGAAAAGUACACAAGGACUGAAUGAGUAUUCUAAAUGCGACAUAGCUCUCUCUCUCUCUCUCUCUCUCUCUCAGUCUGCUUGCAUUUUUAUUUUUCUCAGCUCAGCUAUGCUUGUGGUUAUUGUUCUAAAUAGAAGGAUGAAAAAGAAAAAGGCUACAUCAAGCCUGCACAUAAGCACUACCCCAGUGAACUUUCUUUUUCCUACGGUUACUUAUGUUACUUGUUAUUUCAUUACAGCUCAAACUGCUUGAAGAAGUGUGUGAGUGUGUGUAGAGUAGGGGAAGCUGUGGCUAAGAGCUCGUGCACAGGAGAGGAAGGUGUGAACUCGUAGGCCUGAUGCAUUGCCGUGAAUAUGCAUUUUUAGACACGUGUAUGCUUGUGUGGGCAUUUGUGCGUUAUGUAUUCCCAUUUAUAUAGAUUGCACUUCCAGCCUACUCAAAUGGAAUUUCCUGUCACUUAGAAAUAAUACUACUUUAAAGAUUUAAAGAGGGGUCUGACUCUUCGUUUUUUUUUCUCUUUCGGCCCCACUGGAGUGCAUGUUCUCACUUCGUCCGCCCACCUGCAGGCUUUAUGAGUGAUGGUUAUCUUUCACUCUCGCUGUGGGUCUCUCGCCGCGUUGCAGUGGGUCUUCUCGCACCUUGUCAUCUCUGAAGUGGCCAGAGACGGUGAGCACGCACAUGGCUCCGGGUAAAGUUUUGUAUCCUUCGGUAUUCACGGUGGACAGCAAAAUGGGGCCCCCUCCGCUGCCCCUCAAGCCGGGCCGUAGACAGCGGAGGGAUGUGAUCCAGACUCUGCUGGUGAUUCUGGUGUGUGUGGCUCUUUGUGGCAUGGCCGUGGAGGCCUGUUUCAUCUACCAUCUGUUCACAUCAAAAGAAAACUCUACACCUCCAGAUGAACCACUGACUGGCAUGAGAAAACAAGAGAAAGAACAUGCUGCCCCCCCCAAACAAAAGCCGCAUGGAGAAAUGAAGCCACCAAAACCAAUGGCACAUCUGACAACUGGUAUGAAACCUGUUAACGGAGUCGUGCUGUGGCAUGAAAAUCAUAAUUUCUUUCUUUACCAAGUCAAACACAAGGCAAACGAGGGCAAACUCAUCAUAGAGAAAGAAGGAUAUUACUCUGUCUACUCUAAGAUCAACUUCGAGGUGGACAGCAUCUUGAUCAGCCACUCUGUGCUCAGGGUAACGCACAGAUUUUUAGGAAACGAGAUUCCGCUUCUCCAGUCCACUAGGCUACGUCUGAAAUUGACAACCAUAGACAGCAGCUACCUAAGUGGGGUGUUUCAUCUGUACAAAGGCGAUGCUGUCUUUGUCAUGGUGAAAAACGGUACGCUUGUGCUGUCCAACAGUGCGGAGAACUACUUUGGUCUGUUCAUGGUUUAGACGGACUGUUACCGUACGACUAAUGCGCGAUUUGGAUAAGUUUACAGACUAUGACUAUACUUGGUUUUCCUUUAAAACUGUACGUUUCUUCUGUAAACGUCUGUUUACUUCUGUAAACUAGCAUGUAAUGUAUGCCUCUAUCUGUGUGUAGCACCUGCAGCUCUUUUGAUCUAAACCGUAAAAAUCAACCAAAGUAUCAAACCAAAAUAACAUUUUCACGUUUAAUUCAGUGUUGUACUUGUUUUUUCUUUGUGAGUUAUUUGUGAAAUUUACUUACUAUAUAUCCUAUAUACUAUACAUUUUUGUUUA